Messenger RNA from Sphaeramia orbicularis (orbiculate cardinalfish), 2885 nucleotides. Its product is annotated as T-lymphocyte surface antigen Ly-9-like. The transcript is spliced from 12 exons. The coding region runs from base 256 to 1113 and encodes 285 amino acids. The record is from RefSeq and is a predicted model, not a curated record. Gene Ontology annotation, cellular component: membrane. Lineage: Eukaryota; Metazoa; Chordata; Actinopteri; Kurtiformes; Apogonidae.
CAUUAGGUGACGGAAAAGCGUUGUUUAAAACAGACGCCGUUAAUUUCACGGACAUAUACAGAGCAUUAAGUCUGAUUCAAUCAACAAAGUUAACGAGUAAGUCAGCGUUAUUUGGUUAAUAACGUAAUAUAUGUUUUGUAGGGAUAAAACAGAGUUAAACAGAUUCAUUUAGUUUUACUUUAGGUAUAUUCCUCAGCGGUGGCACAGAACCUGACAGAUUGGAUUUCUCCUCGUUUCCAACAACCGAACUUUAAGAUGGUAACGCCCAUAGUCCUAGCCGGCUGGUUGGUGUGUCUAUUACUAUCCGCUGCCGAGACCCAAGAUUCCGUGAUCUUUAAGAAGGUGGGUGAUGAAGUUGUCCUCAGACCAUCCUCUAAGCCUGAUGUUAUCAAGACCAUCUUGUGGAGAGAUGGUCCUAACAUCGCCAUGGAGUGGGAUGGAGAAAAUAUUGAAUCAUAUCGACACUUCAAAGUCCGCGGCAGCCUGGACAAUUCCAGUGGCGCACUGACUAUCAAAAGUCUGAUUCAAGAAGACAGCGGAUUCUACACACCUCAUAUUAACAACAACGCUGGCAAGCCGAUAUACCUCAAAAUCAUCUCUCCAGUCCUUAAACCUCACAUUUCUGUAUCGUGUGAUGAGGGGAAGAAAAACUGUACAUUGAGCUGUGAUGGAGACACUACAGGAGCUGAACCUGUUAAUUACACAUGGAAGUUCGACAGCAAACAGAAAGGUUCAUCUAAGGAACUACAUCUUACACAGGAGAAUAGUGAAAACAUACAGGAGUUGAUCUGUGAACUGAAGAACCCGGUCAGUCAAGAGUCCAGCGGACCUGUUUCCAACCCUUUCACAGGGAGUAGGACUUCAGAACCUGAAAGUAAUCUGAAGAUUAGUUCAGGGCUCACAGUCUUCAUCUGUCUGCUGGCAGUGGUAUUUCUGGUGGUGAUUGUACACAAAGUAAAAUCAGGAAAGUGGUUCUUUCAAAAAGAAUCAAUGCCAUGGGAAGCAGACUUCUGGAGGAAGACAGAGGGGCAACAACCAGGUGCUAAUGACUCCAAUGGCACCACUUAUGAAGAGAAGGGAGCUGCGGAUGAGGGGAUGCCAAUGAAGGCCUAACGAUGGAACACUAGAGAAACCCCAAGACCCUGAAUACCACCAAGAUGUUUCAGGAAUAUGGUUUUUGUAUCCUUAAAUGUGAUGGAAUAGUGUGAGUCAGUGUCAGAGCGUGUUUGUUUUCUGACUCUGCACAACCUCCUGUUGCAGUGAAAACCCCACAGAUAAGUCCUUACCCUUUUCCAGAGGCAGAAACUUUAGACAAUACAAGGAAGCACUGAAAAGUGUGAUUUCCUUUACGUCAUGGUUCCUUGGCCAUGUUAGACCACAGGCUGAAGAUGAUCUGAGGUGGAUCUGGUGUGGAUUAAUACUGCUUCAUGGUGUUGGAGGACAGAAUGAGUGUACUGGGAGGAAAUUCAGAGGAAAAAAGGGAAGUCAUUGUGUGGUCUGGGUGCCUGCUCAGCCAACAAUCAGGGGCUUGUUUAUAUUCGCUCACUGCUCAGCAACAGCUAAAUAUCCUAGCAAGUAUCAUAAACCAAUCAGCUUUACAUUUCCUUGUUUAAUGCAUCUCCAUCUCUAACUGAAUGUUAAGGCAGGGUUUUAAAACAUGUUUUCUGAUUCAAAUAGUUGAAUUAUCCAAUAUUGAUUAAUAAAAUCCUGAGAUAAUGAGGAGUAAAGGCCACAUCUCACUGUUGUUACUCCAUCAUUGUGUGCAUUUUUAAGGCUUCUGAAAUGUGUAUCUUUUUUUUUAUUUUUUAUCUGUGACAAAGAGAAUAUUAUUUGGAUGAACUGACAUUUAUCAGUAGUAUUUCAGAGAGUUCUUUGUCCAGUUUUAAACGUCAUUCUUUUACAUCCAAGCAAAACUUGUAACUGAAAUGAUUCUGAAUUAAAUUGAGCUGAACAUUGAAUUGAAUUAAGAAGUUACUGGUUAUAGUUUCUGUGUUUAGUUUUAAAUCCUUAUGUGUGUUUAUGUGAUUUUCUGUUGGUAAAAGGGAUCUAGUUUUCAGAACAAAUCAUUUGUUAUGGUACUUUGAUAAAAUUUCACACAAGUACAUGGGAGCAAAAGGCAGCACAGCACUGAUAUCAAAUUACUGAAAUUUGUGAAAUCACAUGAAUUCAACGUCAGAUGAAUAUUUGUCUGCAGAAACACUCAACCUAAUGUAAAGCACUAAGGUUUAACAUGCAGCCAUAGCUGUUAAAUAAUGUAAUGUAAUGUAAUAAUGUAAUAGAAUAUCUGAUUUAUCUGUCAUUUAAAUAAUAGUGUAUUACAUUACAGAUGCAUUACAAAUCUUUUAAUUUUAGUAAAGUUGGACCAAUUUAAUGAAGUAAUGUAGUUGAAUUUACAUAUAUCUGAAUUACAUUGGUAUGUAAUUAAACUAAUCCAGAAAAUUAUAUUGGUCCAAACUAAUUACAUUGGUUCAACAAAAUGAAAUUAUUUACAUUGAUCCAACUUUUUAAUUCAACAUUUAAUUUGAUCAAAUUAACCCAACUCAUUUUUAAAAUUGUAUGUCAUAUUUAUUCAUUUUGUUACUGCUUUUUACUGUCAUUUUUUUUUUUAUUAACUAAUCUCAUGGAAAUAGGAUGAGUGUAUAUGUACCUUUGCUGUAGUGUUUGAAGACGUAAAGAAUGCAGAUUUAUAAAUGUAUGUGUGUGUAAAUGUGUUGUUUUAUAUUUAACAAAAGGAACAGAAUACAAGCUUCUAAAUGCUGUGUAUUUGAUUACCCAAAGCCUGGUAAUAGUCACAUUUUUCUUCUUAAAAACAGAAAUAUAAAUCGUGCGUUUCCAGACUUCUUCACCUCAAGACCCAAAAGACAAAUCUGGUGAUGUUCCAGCAA